Molecule: messenger RNA, 449 nt
Organism: Guyanagaster necrorhizus
Lineage: Eukaryota; Fungi; Basidiomycota; Agaricomycetes; Agaricales; Physalacriaceae
Exons: 2
Coding region: 154-441 (95 amino acids)
Source: RefSeq, a predicted model, not a curated record
CCUCAGUCACACUCUCUCCUUUAUCCGAGAGCUGAGGAGCUUAUGCAUUGAUGUCGUGUGCGACUGCCGGCGCCUUUGACCAUGAGGGACAAUGACAAUGGUUACGGAACGAUACGCUCCAACAAAACAUUUGGUGUGUGAAUUUCAAGGCAGAUGCUCUUCAAAAUAUUGCGUCAUCGGCCGUUGGUGCACAGCGCUGCGUUCGGUUUGAACGCAUGGCUCAAGGUCGUUUACUCUGGCUGGUUCAAUACUUUUGAUCAAGACAUCGGCGCCGUGAUAAAGGAAAUGAUAUUCCUCGAUCUAGAUCUUCACAAGCAGCCUUUUUCGCAGAUUGGUAGUUUGUUCUUCAAGGAGGAUGUCAGUCCGGGUCUGCAGAGCAGGCCUCUCUAUUUGAACGAGAAGGACAAUGAGGAGCCUGCUGCCGAGAGAUAUAGGAUCUGACCUGUCGC